Ictalurus punctatus (channel catfish) is the source of this 2569-nucleotide messenger RNA. RefSeq names its product endothelin receptor type Ab (gene ednrab). The transcript has 8 exons. Gene Ontology annotation, cellular component: membrane. NCBI's taxonomy places the organism in Eukaryota, Metazoa, Chordata, Actinopteri, Siluriformes, Ictaluridae. Bases 98 to 1615 code for a protein of 505 amino acids. Gene Ontology annotation, biological process: vasoconstriction; enteric nervous system development; regulation of blood pressure. The record is from RefSeq and is a predicted model, not a curated record. Gene Ontology annotation, molecular function: endothelin receptor activity.
GAAUUAUAAAAGGAGUUCAACUUCUGUCUUGCCCCAGCUGUCAAAACAUCCCCGUAUACACACACACACGCACACACACGCACGCACGCACUUCUGCAUGCUCAAAUGCAAGACACACACUUCUCAACACUCCACACACUCUACCAGAAUCUUAAAGGAUAUUUUUAAUUCUGGAAAGUCAAUAGAUCCUAGACAUUUCCACAAGUCAAAUUUCAGGAAAAAAACAAACAAACCACCCCUCUGGCCUUCAUUAAAGCGUGCCAUCCCCAUGAUGCCCUGGGUCACGGUGCUAAUAGCAACCAUAUCCUGCGCACUGAUGAGACAUGGCCACUGCCAAUCAAACUACUCAGAGGACUUCCUGUUCUCUAGUGACCCGGUUGCCAUCCUGCUUCCUGGCCUUCAUGCCACCCUCUCACCUCUGACCCCAAGUGAGGGUGUGAGCCCCAAACCUAAACCUGCCACUCUUGCCUCCUCAUACUUGUCGUCAUCCCUCGUUUCUGACAACAGAUCAGUGAGCGCUCGGCCUCUUCCUCUACCGCCAGCAUGUUUGCGCAGGACGUCUAUGAAAGUCGCGUUUAAGUACGUGAACACCGUGCUGUCUUGUGUGAUCUUUGUGGUCGGCGUAGUGGGUAAUGCCACGCUGUUAAGGAUCAUAUGCCUCCACAAGAACAUGAGAAAUGGCCCCAAUGCCCUGAUCGCCAGCCUGGCACUGGGAGACCUCAUCUACAUCGCCAUUGACAUCCCCAUCCACAUCUAUAAGUUGCUGGCGAUGAGGUGGCCGUUUAAUGAUAUGGUGUUCGGACUCUUCCUGUGUAAGCUCUUUCCCUUCCUACAAAAGGCUUCAGUUGGGAUAACAGUACUCAACCUGUGUGCCCUCAGUGUGGACAGGUAUCGUGCUGUGGCCUCGUGGAGCCGUGUGCAAGGUGUGGGAAUCCCGGCUUCGACGGCAGUAGAGAUCAUGUGUAUCUGGGUGUUGUCCAUUCUUUUGGCUGUUCCUGAAGCUGUGGGCUUUAACAUGGUCAGCUUUGACCACAACAAUGUGACUGUACAGACCUGCAUGCUCAAGCCAGAAUCACAGUUUAUGACUUUUUACAGAGACGCGAAGGACUGGUGGUUGUUUGGGUUUUACUUCUGCGUGCCGUUAGGAUGUACAGCUGUCUUCUACACGCUGAUGACCUGCGAGAUGCUGAAUUACAGGAAAGGAAGUCUGAGAAUUGCACUCAGUGAGCACCUCAAACAGCGACGUGAGGUAGCGAAGGCUGUAUUCUCUCUGGUGCUAAUCUUCGCUCUGUGCUGGUUUCCUCUUCACCUGAGUCGCAUCCUGAAGAAAAUGGUUUACUUUCAGCACGAUGCCCAGCGCUGUGAUCUGCUCAAUUUCUUGCUGGUGCUUGAUUACUUCAGCAUAAACCUGGCGACUAUAAACUCCUGCAUCAAUCCCAUCAUACUCUAUCUCGUCAGCAAGAAGUUCAAAAGCUGCUUUAAGUCAUGCCUGUGUUGUUGGUGUUAUUCGGGAUCUUUGCUGAGCAACAUGGGGACCAGCAUCCAGUACAAAAUCCCUGACCUACAGAAUGGCCUUACAGACCGCACAGCAUUGCGAAAGGACAGUUACACAUAAACGAUGAUGACGAUGGUCCAAAAGCAACUGAUAACACACUGAGACGAUGAACAUUGGCUGCAGAGAUGGCUGAAGAUUCAGAAAAGUAGCUGAUGUCUCAACUCAGAAAGACUUUUUUUCACUUUUUUUCACACAAAAGACCAUUUGAUCACUUCAAAUUCUCAAAUACAAACCGCAUGUUUUGUCAUGUAGAUAGUAUUAUUGUAGGAAAUGGCUAUAUUUUAUUCUAUUGUAUUAUUAUUGUUCUUAUAUUUAUUCAGGUAAAAACUUUAAACAGUAACAGUAAGCCAACAACAUCAUCAUAUACUUUUGCAAUAAGUUAUUUGGGGUUUCACUUAGGCUGUAUUCACGUUGUAGGGUUUUUUUUUUUGCGUCCAUUUCCAGUUGGGCGUAUAAUAAUAGGAUGUAUAUCUGAUACACAACCAUGUGACUGGUUAGAUUGGAUUCAUGUGGAGUUUUUUUCUUAUCUUUUUUUUUCAUCAUGUAAUUGCACAUCAUCAAGUGCUGCAAAAACUGCAAAAGCUCCAUGCCUGACUUUCUCAUCUUGGUUAUAAACUGCUGCUAAUCUCCACAGCACAUAAACUUUAUGAUGAAGGCUUGUGCUGUUGCUUUGUUCAUUUUAUUGCUUUUGCAGUGGACUGAGUUUCCCUAAAGAUCACUGUGGCAGAGCGAGCAUCAGCAACACAUUAUAAAACUCUCUCUACUAGUUAAAAUUAUCGUAACUUUUUACAAUACAUUGGAGAAAACUGCUCCAUGAUGGCUUGUAAGUCCUGUUUUCAUGAUGUGUCUGGCUCCAUUCAUCUUGCACUACAUCAAAUAUGACAAAAUCUUUUGUCUACAGCAUUCAUCCAGUUAACCUUUACCUCUCACCAUGCCUAAUGGUCUUGAGUAAUAUUCAAUGUUCCCAGAUUUGUACUUAUUAUUAUUAUUAAAUAAAGAGGUUAUUGGUUUGAA